Messenger RNA from Salvia miltiorrhiza (redroot sage), 1355 nucleotides. Its product is annotated as DNA-dependent metalloprotease WSS1-like. The record is from RefSeq and is a predicted model, not a curated record. The transcript is spliced from 5 exons. Bases 228 to 1184 code for a protein of 318 amino acids. Lineage: Eukaryota; Viridiplantae; Streptophyta; Magnoliopsida; Lamiales; Lamiaceae.
GGUCUGAGUAAGCAUUGUAUGCAAAAUUGAAAAUUUUGAAAUAUUUCUUGGUGGCUUGCUCAAUAAGAAAAUCCUAUUGGCCACACGUUUUCAAUAUUUAAAUGGAGCAAAAUCGAUAGUUUAUAGACAAUUUAUCUGAGAGUUCGCGGCGGAAUCCAGCGCUGUUUUUGCAUUAUAUUUCUGUGUUUUCCAGUCGUGAUUUUCAGUUGCGAAUUCAUGCUAUCCACAUGGACUUGAACGAUCUUAACAAAGUAUGGGAAAUCAAACCUCUAAAGAAGGUUCGUGAAGAUGAAGCAAGGGAAAUUCUUGAAAGAGUAGCAAAGCAAGUGCAACCUAUCAUGCGGAAGAGAAAAUGGAAAGUGAAGGUCCUCUCUGAAUUUUGCCCGCCUAAUCCAUCUCUUUUAGGGCUAAAUAUAGGAGGAGGAGCCGAGGUCAAGUUGAGACUACGUAGGCCAAACAAUGAGUGGGAUUUUUUCCCUUAUGAUCACAUUCUUGACACAAUGCUGCACGAGCUCUGUCACAAUGAACAUGGCCCUCACAAUGCAGAUUUCUACAAUCUUUUGGAUGAAUUAAGAAAGGAAUGUGAAGAACUCAUGGCCAAAGGCAUUACUGGAACUGGGCAAGGAUUUGAUCUCCCGGGAAAAAGACUGGGUGGAUAUUCUCGUCAACCUCCUCUAUCUUCCCUACGCCAGCAAGCUCUGGUGGCUGCUGAAAAGAGGUCUCGACGUGAAACUCUGUUACCCCACGGUCCUAUACGCCUUGGUGGUGAUAGUAGCAUUAAAGCCGUGCUAAGUCCAGUUCAAGCAGCUGCAAUGGCUGCAGAAAGGAGACUACAUGACGAUUUAUGGUGUGGAUCCAAAUCAUCAGAGCACGAGGGGACUUCUGAUGAUGCAAGAACUACCGGAACAUCGGUCGUUGAUCCAAUAUCAAUCCAGGACCAGAAAGACGACCCGUCGUGGCAGUGUGACAUGUGCACCUUGUUAAAUCAGCAACGAGCUCUUAUAUGCGAAGCCUGCGGAACACCAAAGAGCAAAGGCAAUGGAGAUAAAAAGCUUAAAGUGUGGUCUUGCAAAUUUUGCACUCUACACAACAGCACUGAGAUCGAAAGAUGCAUGGCUUGCGGAGAGUGGAGAUACUCGUAUGGUCCUCCUACGUCGACUCUGGGACCAUAUCAAGGUACCUGAAGCCAGGAAUCAUUAUAAAUCAGUGAGAUAUAAACAAUCUUGAUAUAAUGAUAUGCAAGUUGUUUGCAUACAAACUUAGCUGAAUAUUAUGCAAAUCGUGUUAAUUCCCACCCGUAUAAAAUAUAUAUACAUGAAAAGAGCCUAGUAGUAGUACAUCAUGUAUUCUGUCAA